CCAAAAUUAAAGGUUGACACAUAUGUGUUGUCACCCUCGUAUUUAGAAGCUAAAGAAGAAAAAAAAAAACGAUUUCUUUUAUCAAUUCCGUUUUAAAAAUAAUGAAAUAAAAUUUAAUAUAAAUUAAAUGUGCAACAGUCAAAAUGCCUUCUAAAAUAAACGAAUUAGAACCUCUUCUGCCGAUUACAGAUGCCACAAAGUUAUCUUUCGAAAAUGACCCAGAAAACAAUGCAGAAAGCAGAAAACGAUCACAUAUAACAAAUUUAAUUGAAACCAACCAAAUCACUCUUGAAGAGUGCCGUGCGAUCGCCCGAUCGGAAUAUGGGCUCGUUAGUGAUGAAUUAAGAAAAAUUCUAUGGCCAAUUUUAGUUGAAGUAGAUGCUUCAAACACUGAAUUGCCACAACAAAUCGAUGAUUUAAAGCUGCAUUCAGAAUACAAUCAAGUUGUUUUGGAUGUAAACAGAUCUCUCAAACGCUUUCCACCCGGAAUUCCAUAUGAACAAAGAAUUGCUCUGCAGGACCAAUUAACAGUUCUCAUAAUGCGUGUGAUAAAUAAAUAUCCAGAAUUAAGAUACUACCAGGGAUAUCAUGAUGUAGCAAUAACAUUUCUUUUAGUUGUUGGUGAAAAGGUAUCUUUCGCUGUGAUGGAGAAACUCUCAACGAGUCAUUUUAAAGAAUGUAUGCACGAAACAAUGGAUCCCACACAGAGGCGUUUAAUGUUUAUCUAUCCAAUAAUCAAUAAUGAAAAUCCAAUUUUGUAUAAUUUCUUGAAAAAAUCAUCUGUUGGAACUCUAUUUGCUUUGCCAUGGGUUUUGACUUGGUUUGGACAUAGUUUGAAGUCUUAUAAAUGCGUGGUUAGACUUUAUGACUUCUUUCUGGCAUCACCAAUGUAUUUUUCGAUAUAUGUAACAGCAGCAAUAGUUUUACAUCGUGCCCAUGAAAUUUUAAAAGAGGAUUGUGACAUGGCUUCCAUACAUUGUCUUCUUUCUCAGCUACCAGAUGAAACCCCGUUUGAAGAACUUCUUAAAAAUGCGUGUAUUUUGUACGAAAAGUACCCUCUGAGUAAAAUAGAAAAAGACGUUGACAUAAUGAUUCGAAAUGAGUUGGAAGAACGUCAACGAGAUGUUGAAAGAAGUACUGCUGCUCGAAAGAAAUUACUUGAAGAUCGCAGAUACAAGAAAACACUUCCCAAUAAUAUAUUACCAACAUUUUUGCUUAAAAAAUCAUUCAUAGUUACAACAACAUUCUCCAUUCUAUUCGGAAUCUGUGCAUAUUACUACAAAAAUCAGUAUUGGUCUUCUAGUGUUAGUUGAUUAAUAUCGAAUCUGGGUGCAACGUACAUCCCAUUGAAACCUGGAUUUAAAAUUGAUUUCAAUAUUAUAUGUUAAUAUUAUUUAAUAGUUUAAAUGAACAUUAAUUAUUAUUAUUAUUAUUAUUAUAUUAUUAUUACUAUUACUACUGCUUUGUAAAAUAAGUUAAUUUAAGAUAAAAAAGUAAGACUUUUAUUUAAUUUAAAGUAAAUAGAUGCAAUUUGUUGAAAACUAUAAAUAAUGUGCAUGAGCAUGAAUGAAAAAAUAAAAGCUUUGGUUGGACUUGACAUAUUAAAAAAGUGUUU
Molecule: messenger RNA, 1615 nt
Organism: Episyrphus balteatus (marmalade hoverfly)
Lineage: Eukaryota; Metazoa; Arthropoda; Insecta; Diptera; Syrphidae
Product: TBC1 domain family member 20
Exons: 4
Coding region: 144-1313 (389 amino acids)
Biological process (GO): positive regulation of GTPase activity; endoplasmic reticulum to Golgi vesicle-mediated transport
Cellular component (GO): endoplasmic reticulum membrane
Molecular function (GO): GTPase activator activity
Source: RefSeq, a predicted model, not a curated record